Messenger RNA from Pipistrellus nathusii (Nathusius's pipistrelle), 651 nucleotides. Lineage: Eukaryota; Metazoa; Chordata; Mammalia; Chiroptera; Vespertilionidae. The record is from the annotation of a GenBank genome assembly.
AUGGGGUGGCCCGCUUUGCUGCUGCUCUUGCUGUGCGCGGUGGGCGUGCGGGGGCUCUACUUCCACAUCGGCGAGACCGAGAAGCGCUGCUUCAUCGAGGAAAUCCCCGACGAGACCAUGGUCAUCGGGAACUACCGCACCCAGAUGUGGGAUAAGCAGAAGGAGGUCUUCCUGCCCUCGACACCGGGUCUGGGCAUGCACGUGGAGGUGAAGGACCCCGAAGGCAAGGUGGUGCUCUCGCGGCAGUAUGGCUCGGAGGGACGCUUCACCUUCACCUCCCACACCCCCGGGGACCAUCAGAUCUGCCUGCACUCCAACUCCACCAGGAUGGUGCUUUUCGCUGGCGGCAGACUGCGCGUGCACCUAGACAUCCAGGUUGGAGAGCAUGCCAACAACUACCCUGAGAUUGCUGCCAAGGACAAACUGACAGAGCUGCAGCUCCGAGCCCGCCAGCUGCUCGAUCAGGUGGAGCAGAUCCAGAAGGAGCAGGACUACCAAAGGUAUCGUGAAGAGCGCUUCCGUCUGACCAGUGAGAGCACCAACCAGAGGGUCCUGUGGUGGUCCAUCACUCAGACCGUCAUCCUCAUCCUCACUGGCAUCUGGCAGAUGCGGCAUCUCAAGAGCUUCUUUGAGGCCAAGAAGCUGGUGUAA